AUGCCAGAGCGCGUCCAGGAUGCUACGCGCGUCGCGCCGUAUCUCACGCAUGUCGUGCGGCACCACGGCCAGUUGACGCUUAUUCCGCCUGACAAUGCCGGUCGCGUGCGCAAGGAGGAGCGCGAGCGAAAACGCCGCGUACCGCGUGCAGAUGCAAGCACGUCUGCAAUCCGCAUCCAGCCUUCCGCUUCUGGAUCCAACUCGCGCAGGGAUCGUGCCCCGCGCCCUGCAAGCCAGCUUUCUGUGAGACCGGAAGAUCGAGUCAGCAUGUCAAUCCCAGACUAUCCUCCACCCUCGUUCGAGGAAGCCAUCCAGUCUGGCGCACGCUCGCCUUACUCUGCUUCGGCAGCUACAUCUGUGCUGUCCUUGACGACGGCCCCGUCCUCGCGCGCCCCAUCGCCGCCGCCUCCGAUACCCCCUGCGCGCUCCCAUGCACAGCCUCGUCUUCAAUUACACUCUCCGGUCCGAGAGAACCAUCCUCGCUGUAGCAUGCAGGUCAACACUUCAGACGCCGAGUCGGACCACGACUCAGAGCUCGAACCGGAACCCGAAGCCGACGGUGCAGGAUCGGAGGACUCGGGCGAGAUGAUUGAGGCUGCCGAGGCUACUGGGGCGACAACGAAUCCGUGGGAGCAGGAUCGUCUGGCUGGAUACUCGCUCAAGCAGCGCAUGGAGCGCGAACGGGCGCGCCAGCUGCUCGCCGAACCGCCCCCGGCAGCCAACGCUAACUCUACGCCUCGCCGAAGCAGAUCGCGGCUGAACCUCUUGCUUGCCGCAUCUCCAUCGAAGCUUAAUCUGCUGUCUCCCUCUUCAUCUCAGCUCAACCUCUCCAUGCCGUCGUCUUCUUCGAGACCCGAGGGUCUUUCGCCGACCACCUCAAUUGCGUCCAGUUUAGGCGCCCAGAGGCCUUCCCCGGUACCCAGAACUUCCUCCCCGCCGCCCAGGUCCGCUCGCGUGGCCUCUAGAUCUCCCACAAGGGGCGAACGUGCCACUUCACGUUCACCUACGAGGAGCGACCGUUCGCCGAGAGAGGUCCGCUUUGAUACGGAUGCCGAUGGGGAUGUCGUGGGGGGUGGGUCGCCAGUGCGCACCGCGUUCCCCCGUCGCGGACGAGCGCAAGUCUUUGGCGCAUUCGGAGCGUCGUCUGCCUCGCUUGUAUCGCCCUUACCUUCACCAGAGGUCGAAACAGCGCCUGCUGCCAAAAGCGCCGUUUCAUCUGACGUCGUAGCGGAAGCUCAAAGCACGAGUCCGCUUCGCUCGCUAUUCUCUUCGAGUCAGCUGUCGUUACCGUUGCAUUUCCUUUCCUCUAGAUCUAAUGAUCCUGAGGCAACGACCCCGUCUACUUCUGGUCCAAGUUCGACCAGACCGAGUAGGCCCAUAUCGACUCCUGGUAGCUCUUACGCGUCGGGCAGGCCAUCACGCGCGCCUUCUCGCUCCCCGACGCGGGUGAGCCGCGCGACAUCCCAAUCACCCAAUAGAGACGACUGGUCUCCGGAGGAAGAGCGCUUCGAUACAGACGUCGAUGGGGAUAUCGUCGGCAGCGGGUCACCAGUACGCACCGCGUUCCCCCGCCGCGGUCUUAUGCAUCUUCUUCCAGGCUUCACUGGCUCGUCAGCUUCGCUAGUCUCUCCGUUUCCUUCACCCGAGUCUCAUCUGCAGACGGCACAGACUGCUAUCGGCCAAGUUUCCUCCAACAUACCUGCCGUCGCGCAAACGCCGAGCCCGCCGCGAUCCUCGUUCUCGACCAGUCAGCUCUCUCUUCCUUUACACAUUCUCAGUCGCCCCGGUAGCCCGCCGCGCAAGUCGUGGCGCCGCGGUUCAGUGGACUCGCCCACUGCAUCGUCUCCUUCCCCACUCAGCUUGGCCACUUAUCUACCCCCCACCGAUGACAAAGCCAAAGAUUCGCUUGAGAGUUGGGAGCUACUGGAUGCAUCAGUCUCCGAUGCCGAGGCAUUCCAAUCCGUCAAUGUCAGCAAUCCAUCAUCGCCUGUUGCGAGCACAUCGAGUGCGAACCCCUUCCGCAGGCGCAAGCCGCCUCCACCUCCACCUGUCAAGUCAAAGCCCCGUCCCCCGCCCAUCUCAACUUUGAAGCCGCGCCUGAGCUUGAAGGGCAAGGAGCGGACACCGACGGUGGCUGACGCCUCAACACCUGCAACGACGUCUGGGCUGAAGGGGAAACUGGGCAACGCUUCGAGUAUAUGGGGUCGUAGGCGCACGGUGCCGGGACCUGCUUCUCCUAGUACCGCCAGUUUCGACAUAGACGACGGCCAAGGCGCUGAAAGCCCUGUCAGCGCCACUACACCGACAACUGGAGACAUCUUUUCACUCACGACACCUGCUUCUGCCAUGCUAGACGUUCAAUGCCAAUCUACAUCGGUUGCACCAACUUCCGAAUCCCCACUAACGCCCACCACACCCACGAACACUUCUAUGUCCUCAUUGCCUCCACGUCUAGCAUCGGCCUCUGCUUCCGCUUCGUCGUCUUCCUCUGCAUCAUCUGGACUUAUACCUGUAUCCUCCACUGUAUCAUCAUCCCAAUCUCUCGCCUCUGGUUCACCCUCUUCGCCCACAUCACCCGAAAACACGUCUUCCGUAUCGACACCAUCAUCGCCCACAUUAUCCACCGCGUCUACUCCCACGCCGGCGCGACCACCAUUCAUCAAGAGGGCCAUCCAUGCGCCACUGAGCCGCCCAGAAUCUCCUGCCGCGGAGCCUGCGCUAUAUGCAUUAGCGGCUGAGCGCACGCCGUCACCGCCACCGCCUUCGCUUCCGGCGAAGUCCAGCCCAGCGGUCACUACGAAGGGGAAAGAGCGCGAGGUUAUACAUGGAGCCUCAAAUCCCGCCCAAGGUGGGAGCUCUGCUCUGCGCGAGCGGCUCGGUAUGAGCCCGUCGACGAUAUGGGGACGCAGGCACACAGUGCCAGCGCCCGGGUUGCCCAAACCUGUUGCCGUUGAUGGAACAGCUUCGGGAGACGUAUCGGCCGGCACCGCCGCUACGCCAGCAAAGAACACGAGCAGGUCCACCACCCCCGUCGCGUUUGAAUCGUCCGCGUCUGCCUCGGCAUCGAGCGGUUCGUAUGUCCGGCCGGCGAUAGAGACGAAGCCAUUCAUCACGCGUGGCGCUUCGCGCCCCUCAAAGAUUACAAUGCUUCCUGCGCCUACACCGUUGUCACCACCGACUCCUCCGCCUCAUGUUCUCCUCGUCACUGCCACUGCCACUUCUCCUGCUCCUGCAUCGUCGCCAAGUUCGCAUGCAUCUGUAACGCCCGCUAUGUUAUCGAGCUCUCCGACAUCAACUUCAGAUGGGCCAGCCGCCCAGACCUCUUCCAUACAAUCCGUCAAGCCUUUGAUCUCAUCACCGGCUGGAUCCGGUGCAUCAACUGAGCCGAGCUCGCCAUCUACUCCAGACACUCCAACAUCGGCUUAUGAGCUAUUCGCAGCUAAGACGGUCAGCGGGACCACUCGUCGUCCGGCGCCUCCUUCUGCAUCACCCGCCGUGCAGGCGCUGGCCGCCAAACGCGCUCCCCCGCCGCCUCCACCACCGCGCCCUGUGCACCCUCGACGCGAACCACCCCCUGUUCCCCCACGAAUCGGCUCCGGGAGCUUCGAUUCUACGGUGAAAGGCCAUGUGCGCACGCACAGUGCGCCAACACCAUUCGCCGGGACGCAUUCUGAGCCCACUCAACAAGCACAGAUGGAGGCUGAGCCCCCAUCGUCGCCUCUGUCCUUGCAUGCGCCGCCUUCCCCAUCGCGUGCAAUGCCGCCCUCGCGUCCCUACGCGCCAGUGCGCCCGAGCCCGCUAGCUCAGCCACCCGUACCUGCUGAGUCGCCGCCGAAUGCGAACGUUGAUUCAUCAACGCUUAUCUUACGCGUACCCGUCCCGCCUCGCAGCGACUCAUCGAGUGCGACAGUUCGCGCGCCUGCGGCUUCCCCUUCGCCUGUGUGGACCCCUCUACAGUCGCCUAUGUCUUCUACUGCUGGCGAUACGGACUACGCGACGGCAGGUGAUGGGGAAACGGAUGUUAGAGAAUCGAGAGGUGUGGACAUGGAGCGCACAGAGAGUCUCAUCGACCUCUACGAUCACUCACCGGAGCCCUCCAGUGCGGACGUGAACGACGGCGAUGUGCACAUGGAGAUGAAUCUUCCUCGAUUACCUGAGGAUCUACCGCCGCCUGAUCUGCCUCUACCCGCACCGACGGCUCGCGCUGCUGCAUGGACUUCUUUAUUACCUUCACAGACGUCUAUUCCAUCGGCGGCAAUCACCCCUCCUGCUCUACCCCCCGCGCGCGAAGACCAUCACCCCGCUGGCCGUCGCCCCUUACCGCUCCCGCCGGGCGGUGGAUCGCGCCAGCCUAUGAUCCCGCCCAUACCAUUCUCGCGGCCCACCACACCUCGGGAAACAUCAGAACUGGCGGUUUCAGCUGCAUCGACGCCGGGUGUAACACCACGUACUCAUCUGGUACCAUCCUCCGCCCGUAUCGCUCCCUCAACCCGCCCGGCGCUGGGAACUUCCGCCUCUGAUCCGCAGGGUCUGUCAUCUCCGUCUUCCGUGCGGCUCGCGCGCCCGCAUCAGCCCCAGUCACGUCCAUCUACGCCUUCACUGCGCGAGCGUGCCGCUCCCGUCGCUCGUGUGGCCGAGCAUGCCCACACGGUGACGCCCUUGCCUCCGCCCGGUUCGAAUACCUCUGCGACUGUAUCAAGGGCGCCCACUCCCGCUUCUGCCGCGAGUACUGCUGAGUUGAGUGAACUGGAUAUUCUCCUCUCACGGCUCGACACUGCCGAUGGGCGUGCUGGAGAGAACUACGAGGACCUAUUGCGUGUGGCAGACAUCCUUGGACCUGCACGCCCGGCUAGACAUCCUGGCUCUGCUGUCAUGAACGCCCGGCGCGGAGAGGUGAAGUGCACGCGUCGCCGGGUUACCAAGGACGGCCGCACCAAGCUCAAGCUCGAGUUACUUGGUACAAGCGUCGACAAGUGCGGCAUUUGCCUCGCGCAAAUGCGAGAUGGCGAGGCGGGAACCCGAGCUGAAGAGUGCAGGCAUGCGUUUCAUGAGAAGUGCCUACGCCGAUGGCUUACUCAGCGCGGCACUUGCCCGAACUGUCGGGAGCCGCUUCAGAUGGAGGCGUAG
Peniophora sp. CBMAI 1063 is the source of this 5127-nucleotide messenger RNA. NCBI's taxonomy places the organism in Eukaryota, Fungi, Basidiomycota, Agaricomycetes, Russulales, Peniophoraceae. The record is from the annotation of a GenBank genome assembly.